AAUAAAAAUCUAUCAGAAAACUACAACUGAAAAUUGGAGUUGGAGCACAAGUACCGCGAUUCUGCUGAUAGAUACAGGCCUAUUUCCAACAGCAAACAUGUCCAUGGCAUCAUCUCAGCAAAGUUUCCUCACCAACGCCCUCAGCUCUCCACCGACCCACAAACCAAGGACAAAGAUUCUCUACCCAGUUAAAACAAUCUCAUGCAGAUACCCACCUCAUGACCACAACGACUCUCGAGGGAAGAGUGUGAACCAGUUGGGAAAGCUGGCCAUAGUAACACUGGCAGCUGGGGUGUUGACACUGGGCUCAGUUCAUGAUGCAUCUGCUGCCAAGAGUGGCGGAAGAGUUGGCGGCCAGGCUUUCCGGCCAUCGGCACCUCGGUCAGCCCCCAGAAUCAACAAUAAUUCUAGGACCAACAUUUACGUCAAUCCUCCAGUUGCACCGCCUUUAGUUGGUGGGUACGGUUAUGGUUAUGGUGUACCUUUCUACGGUGGCUGGGGUUGGUCACCAUUUUCUUUCUUUGCACCUGGUCCGAGUGUCGCCGUCGGCGUUGGAGGUGGAUUUGACAUUUUUGCUCUGUUUCUGUUUCUUGGUGCUAUAACUGCUGUUGCGAGCAGAUUCACCCGACGAAGAGAUGAAGAUGAUGAGUACUAGGGGCAGAGAAAUUGUUUUUUGAUGUUCGAAUAUAGUGAUAUGCAGAUGUUUCAGUUACGUGGGUACAAGCCUACAGGACGCUUCUAACUAGCCACCAUCUUAUGAUUUGAAUCAGUAUUCUGCAAUGUAAUUGUGCCAAAGAAAAGAGAAAAUCUUGUAAUACAACACACUUGUGAUGUGUAUUUGUAUAUCGUAUUCUAUGGAUUAAUUGUGCGGAUUAUGAAUCCAUGACAUCAGCAAGUGUUAAGUCCAA
Messenger RNA from Juglans regia (Persian walnut), 908 nucleotides. RefSeq lists its product as uncharacterized. Lineage: Eukaryota; Viridiplantae; Streptophyta; Magnoliopsida; Fagales; Juglandaceae. The record is from RefSeq and is a predicted model, not a curated record. Bases 98 to 655 code for a protein of 185 amino acids. The transcript has 3 exons.